Pseudozyma flocculosa PF-1 is the source of this 1761-nucleotide messenger RNA. RefSeq lists its product as uncharacterized. The record is from RefSeq and is a predicted model, not a curated record. Lineage: Eukaryota; Fungi; Basidiomycota; Ustilaginomycetes; Ustilaginales; Ustilaginaceae. The transcript has 3 exons. Gene Ontology annotation, molecular function: RNA binding. Bases 1 to 1761 code for a protein of 586 amino acids.
AUGACGUCCUACGGUGCGCCUGCCGGCCGCUAUCCCGGCAGCGAAGACCCAGCCGGUGGACCUUUCCCAUCCGGCAGCCAGUCGGCCGACUAUGGACAGAACUGGGACGCGCGGUACCUGCCAGAUGAGCGCACGGGCAGCGAGAAGCCGUGCAGGACGCUCUUUGUCCGCAACAUCAGCUUCGGCACCAAGAUCAAGGCCAUGCGAGAGCGGUUCGAGCAUUUUGGCGAGAUCAAGACGUUCUUCGAGCUGAUUGCGCGGCGAGGGAUCGUGUUUGUCCACUACUUUGACAUCCGCGCUGCCGCUGCGGCCAAGGAGCAGCUCCACGGCCAGUUCUUCGACGGACGCCCCGUCGAUAUCCACUAUUCGCUGCCGCGCGAAGAGGACAAGGCGAAGCGCUGCGACCGCGACAAGAACCAAGGCACGCUCUUCACGCUGCUCAAGCAGACGCCGCAGCGCCUCUCGGACGACGACUUCCGCCAGGUGUUUGGACAGUACGGCGAGAUAAGGAGUGUGCGGGCGUACAAGAACAUGGCGAAUGCACGCUUCGUCGAGUUCUUCGACAGCCGCGCCUGCCAGAUGGCCAACGAUACCCUCAACGGGCAAGUGUACAGGGGAGGCGAGUGGGAUGUCAAGUUUGCCUGGGACCUUCCCAACGGCGACGAGAUGCGACCUGCUCCGCCGUUGCCUGCUCCGGCGCAUCGGGCGGGCAUAGCUGCUGGCAGCGAGAGCGGCGGCCAUUCCGCACACGUUAUAGAAGGCGGCCAGCAGCAGCAAUGGCCAGCAUCGAGCACUGGCGGCGGCGGUGUCGGCGUCGGCCAAGCUCCUUUGCCCCCUUCCGGGCAGUACCCAGCUCCUUCUGCUGCGCCGGCAACCGCCUUCGGUGCGGCGGCACAGUCGCCGGGAGCAUGGGGCACUCCGCCGCGCUCUUUGUCCGGCGCAAGUCAGGCCCACUUCCUGUCAGGCCCGCCGCCAACGCCGCCGACACCUUCUGCAUUGCCAUCUACCUUCCCGCAUCCCCCGUCGGGCCCUCGCUCGCAGCAGCAGCCAACACCCCCGAGAAGCGCUUCUGUCCGGUCGGCCUCGUCGCCACCGCCUCCGACGCAGCCUCGAGCGUUUGGCGCACAUUUUACGCACCAGACGAUGCCGAUGGCGACAAAUGGCUACCAGCCCGAUCAUCGACCCCAUGCGCCGCCCUUUGCGUCUGCGUCUGCCGCUGCAGCGUCGACACCGACCCCUUCAUCAGCGAAGCCUGCGGCAGCCUCUGCCGCUCAAUCGCCCUCUUCAGGGCAGUCGACGAACUACCACUACGGCCGCAAUGGCAGCGCCAGCUUUGAGCCUGCGCAGCCUUCGACGUCGGUUCCCCUCUCGAGCUCCGCAGAGACGAUCCGCUUGGAGCAGGCUCAAAAGGUGCAGCAGCUGCUGGCCUCGCUGGGUGGCGGCGCCAAGGUCGCUGCUGCGGCCGCACCGAUGCCGCCGGCAAGCUCGCCAGCCGCGACUGCGGCUCCUCCACCUGUAUCUGCGGCGCCUCAAGAGCCUGCGGUACCUGCAGGCUUGCCUGCCGGUCUUGCGGCCCUGCUUGCCCAGGCAUCCGCCGCCAGCACGACGACGACAACCGCGACGCCUCCGGCAAGCCAGCCCGUCCCGCAGGCUCCGACUCCUGCUCCGGCUCAAGCUACGCCCCCUCCGCCGCAGGGACACGAGUCGAUGCAAACACUCUUGAAGCUUCUCUCGCAGGCGCGAGGACAGAAGCAGCAGUGA